This is a messenger RNA of Owenia fusiformis, 4860 nucleotides long. The record is from the annotation of a GenBank genome assembly. NCBI's taxonomy places the organism in Eukaryota, Metazoa, Annelida, Polychaeta, Sabellida, Oweniidae.
AUUUAAGAUACAUUAAUCGUGAACACCCCUUCUUUCAACCUUGUGUUGUUGAUGGAGGCCGCCAUAUUGGAAGCAGGUUUCUCAAAUCUUCAAAUUUGAAUGUUUUGUGUGUUUUCUAAGUGGCACAUGCGAAAUCAAGUGCAGUAACAACUGAGACAAGAUGGAUGUGAAAAAGUACAAUCCCCGCUGCUUUUUUGACAUAGAAAUCAAUGGCUCACCAGCGGGACGUGUUGUUUUUGAGCUAUUUGCAGAUGUCUGCCCAAAGACAUGCGAGAACAUCAGAGCAUUAUGCACUGGAGAGAAAGGUAUUGGUGCAGUCCAUGGGAAGCCUCUACAUUACAAAGGUGCACCAUUCCACAGAGUGGUGAAGAACUUCAUGAUUCAAGGAGGUGACUUCACAAAUGGAGAUGGAACGGGUGGAGAGUCAAUCUAUGGAGGCAAAUUUCCAGAUGAGAACUUUGACCUGAAACAUGACAAAGAGUUCCUUAUGUCAAUGGCUAAUGCUGGCAAAGACACCAAUGGGUCACAGUUCUUCAUUCUUACAAAACCAGCUCCACAUCUUGACAAUGUCCAUGUCGUGUUUGGCCGUAUUAUCUCAGGCCAGGAAGUAGUCAAGAACAUAGAAGGCCAGAAGACUGACGGCAACAGCAAGCCUUAUGCUAGUGUUCUCAUAUCAAACUGUGGCGAACUAGUACUACAAAUCAAGGCCAAAGCAAAGAAAGAGAAGAAACAGACAGAAUCUGCGAGUGGGUCAGACUCAGAUUCAUCAUCAGACUCUGAGGAUGAGGAAAGGAGGAAACGGAAGAAGAAAAAGAAAAAAUUGAAGAAAAAGAAGAAAGAAAGCAAGAAAAAACUAAAAGAAAUUCUUGCUAAGAAGGAUGAGGAUGAAUAUGUAUGUAGUGUUCGACCUGACGAGUUACCAGAAGAACCAAAGACAAACAACUGGCUGAUGAGGUCCAAGCCUGAGGAAGCUGCUGAAGAAGGUGAUCAGAAACCUGAUGAAAAGAAAGUAGCAAGAGAGAGACCACGUGCACGUCCUGGUAGAACCAGAUAUGUUGGCAAUCAGAAGAUAAAGGGUAGAGGAAAUGUGCAAUACUCUAAGUAUGCGCGAUCUCGCAGCAACACCCCAGAGCAUUGGCGAAUUGCCCAGAACCCCCGUCCCAGACCCUCAAGGAAUGCCAUAGAGCCUGUGAGGGGAGGGCAGUGGGUCAGGGGGGACAAGUUGAAAAGUGACAAGGAGGAUGAAGAGGAAAGUGAGGAGUUGAAGAGAAGGAGGAAAAAGAGAGAGGAGAGGCACAAACUGGAAGAAAGGAACAAGAGAAAGCAAGAGAACGGCACAGAUAAGAGAACUCAUAAUGACAGGAGAGGUGAAAAAAACAGAAACAGAUCAGAGACUCCCAUGUCAGGUGCUGAGAUGAAUGGAGAUGCCAGACGUGUAAUUCAGCGACAACGAGGUCGAAGGAGAGAAAGCAGAAGAUCCCCAGAGGAAGAGAAAGGAAAGAUAAGAAGUGGAUUCCAAAGUGAAAGUCCUUCUCCAAAGAGGAACUUUAAUAUAACAAUCCAGUCAAGUGUUAGUAAGACUGCUCCCAUAAAGAGGACUAUAUCUCUGGCCCAGGCAAAGGAAUCUCCUGAACGCAAGGAUCGUCAGAGAUCAGACUCAAAUAAGAGAAGACAACACUCCAAUGAAGAAGGUUUUAGCUCCUCAAAUAAGACUCGAAAACAAAGGCAGAGAUCAGAGUCUAGAUCCCCACACAGAGAAAGUGGGAGGAGAGAGUCAGGUGAACGUAAAAGGAGAGAUGAGUCACCACAAAGAAGGAGAAAUGAUUCAUUUAGAAACAAAGAAAAUGAUACCUCAUCUAGAGGAAAUAGAAGAAAUGAGUCACCACAAAAAAGAAGAGUUGGACAAGAGUCAAACAAGGAGAGAGAAGCUUCACCAAGGAGAACAGAGCGGUUACCUCGAAAAAGAAAUGAUUCGCCACGAAGAAGACGAAGAUCACCAUCAAGUUCUGCCUCCCCUGAGCCAAAUAAUCGUAAGAGAAAAACAAGUCUACCAAGAAAAAGCAGAUCUUUAUCUCCUAAAAGAAUAAGACGAGGAAGAAUGGAUGGUGCUAGGUCCCAGGAAAAAAUAGCGAAACGCAUAAUGACACAAUUAAAACAAGCUAAUGAUGAGGACAGUUCAAGCUCUGUAGAGAGGGAAAGAAACAAGUUACGUGCCAUGCUCAGAAACCAUCAAAGGUCUGACUCCAGCUCACCAGAACCUGAACCUAAACAUAGGUCUAAAUCUGGAGAUAGCCCAAACAGGAGAAGUAGAUCAGUAUCACCUCAAAGGUUAAUGAAAAGAGGACGAAUGGUUAGAGCAAGAUCACAAGAGCGAAUAUCAAAAAGGAUAAUAGCGCAGUUGAGAGAAGCUGAUGGGGAGGAUAGCUCAAGCUCAGUGGAACGUGAAAGAAGCAAGUUGAGAGCAAUGCUUAGAGAAAUGGCUGAUGAUUCACCAGGUGUACUGGAAAGGUCUAGAUCAGAAUCCCCUGACUCUCCAAAGAGGAAAAGGGCUGAGGUGUCAAAAUCGCCAAAGUCAUCAUCUGAAUCCCCAAGAAAAAGGAAAGGUCAAGAUCGAAAUCUCAAGAAAAGAGACACAGAUCAAGAUCUCCACAAAGGAGGCCGAGAUCUAGAUCUGCACAAAGGGGGCACAGAUCGAGAUCCGCACAAAGGAGGCCCAGAUCUAGAUCAGCACAAAGGAGGCCCAGAUCUAGAUCCGCACAAAGGAGGCCCAGAUCUAGAUCCGAACAAAAGAGGCCCAGAUCUAGAUCCGCACAAAGAAUGCCCAGAUCUAGAUCUAGAUCCACACAAAGGAGGCGCAGAUCUAGAUCUGCACAAAGGAGGCACAGAUCUAGAUCCGCUCAAAGGAGGCCCAGAUCUAGAUCCCCACAAAGGAGGCCCAGAUCUAGAUCUAAAUCUGCACAAAGGAGGCCCAGAUCUAGAUCCGCACAAAGGAGGCCCAGAUCUGGAUCUAGAUCCACACAAAGGAGGCCCAGAUCUGGAUCCCCACAAAGGAGGUCUAGAUCCCCAAAAAGGAGGCACAUAUCUAGAUCUAAAUCACCACAAAGGAGAAGAAGGUCACGAUCCAAAUCAAGGCAAAGCUCAAGAUCUAAAUCUAGAUCUCCACAAAGGAGGUCAAGAUCCAAAUCAAGGCAAAGGUCAAGGACAUCCUCAAGAAAGGGUGUCAAGGUCAAAAUCAAGGUCAGAUAGAAGGUCACCAUCUGAGUCACCUCCAAGAAGGUCUGGAAUCACCCGAGAAAUGAAAGUUGCAAUGAUGCAAAGAGCCCAGGAGGCUGACAGCCCCCCUCCCAGUCACUGGAAACCAGGCCAGAAAAUAUGGAAAGGCAUUGGGUCUGUGGAGAAGCCAAAUGCUGCAAAGGAAGUACACGACUCCAGUCCCCCACCAUCAUCCCAUCCACAAACAAGACGUGAAAGCAGCUCUGAGGAUGAGAUCCCAAAUCCUCUGGCUGCAAGCGGUCCAUUUAUCCCGGGGAUAUCUGAAAUGUCCCAAUCAAGGCCAGCUCAAAGGUCAAGGUCAACCAGUAAAUCUAGGUCACCACAGAUGUCUAGACAACCCCAAAAGUCAAGGUUUUCAUCAACAAGCAAGUCUCCCUCUCCAAGAGCAAGUAAAGCGAAACACAACAGCUCAAUUGUUAGUGAAGACUCAAGUAGUUCAUCAUCAGAUUCUGAACAGGAUGUACCAAGGGGUGCCGAAUCUGGUCUCGAUGUUUCCUUUAUUCCCCUCCCAGGCCAGAGGGCAGCCUCACCCAGUCCCGUCAGGAGAGAGCCCUCUCCCAUCCAGCCACGUAGACGCAGCUCCUCCUCCAGUGCCAGUCCUCCAAGGAGUCGCCUGAGGAAGCAAUCUAGCUCCCCUUCCCCAAGUCCAGUUAGGCGUAAAAGAUCCCCCUCUUCAAGUCCAGUCAGGCGGAAGAGAUCCCCCUCCUCAAGUCCAGUCAGACAGAAAAGGUCCCCCUCCUCAAGUCCAGUCAGACGGAAAAGGUCCCCCUCUUCAAGAUCUCCAGUGAGACGAAGGAACAGAUCAAGCAAAUCGCCCUCAUCAAGGAAGUCCAGGAACAAUAGAAGUCCAAGGAGAUCACCUGCCAGGAGGCGUUCACCUAGUAUAAGACGACGUAGACGUAGCAGAUCACGAUCCAGAGACCGAAGGAGGUCAAAUUCUAGAAAUCGUUCCAGAAGGUCAAACUCAAGGUCAAGAUCAAGACGUAACCAAAGGUCAAGAUCACCAAGAAGGUCACGGAGAUCACCCUCAAGUUCAGACUAAUUUAAAUGAACUGUAAUAUGAAACAUAUUAUAUGAAGUUCAUACCUGUGAGGAGAGUGAUAAUUAUUCCUAUGGAAACAUUUGUAUAUAUAGAAGUACAGUGGAUAGAAAGGAUUGUGAGUCCAAUGUUAUCAUUGUGGGUUUUUAUUCAGACUCCUAUCAAGUGCAGUUGUACCUGGAAGUGCCCAAUGGACGAGAGUGAACCUCAGUCGCUAGUUGCAGCAUUUUAUUCAGCAUAAACACUUUAGAUAAUAUAAUGAUGUUUGUAUUGCUCAAUGAGGUUUGAUUAUUGAGUUAAACAUUCAACAAUCAAAAACAUAGUCUAUCCAUCAGCUCUAUAGUGAUUUAUUUUAUUUCACGCUAUUUUUGUCUCAGAUUUAUUUAUUUGAAACCUCUAAAAUUGGGAGUCAUUUGAGAAACUCCUACUGGCCAAUGCUGAAUACAUAUGAAAGGUUGCUUAUUUGCCCACUAGUCCUGCGAGACUAGGAUAAGAUUGAAUUGUUAAGGAGGAAAAUAGUAGCCAUAAAAUCAAUAAUGCUGAGUUCU